Mesorhabditis spiculigera is the source of this 1038-nucleotide messenger RNA. Lineage: Eukaryota; Metazoa; Nematoda; Chromadorea; Rhabditida; Rhabditidae. The record is from the annotation of a GenBank genome assembly.
AUGCUAACCCAAGAGCAGCUCCGGAAAUUCCACAGCACCGAAUGCAUCAUCGCAUUCGUGCUAAACCUGGUGCUCAUCUCGCUGAUCAUCAGGAAGACGUCGACCGUAAUUGGGAAAUAUUCGUACUUACUACUCGGAUUCUCUGUCUUUAAUUUGCUGUAUGUUACCGUGGAUUUUCUGAUCGUACCGACAACGAUCGUAUCCGGUCGUACGUAUGUAUUGGCAGUUACAUCACCAAUUUUCGCAUCAAAAUUACUAAACUACAUCUUGCUACUCGUCUAUUGUUGCUUAUUCUGCCAGAUACUUAUCCUACUCAUGUUCCAAUUUGUCUUCCGGUAUACGGUAGCCAACGAGCAGUCCUUCUUCAAAAAGCUUUCCAAGAAGGAAAUCCUGUUUGUCUGCUUUUUCGUCUAUGCGGUAUUUAGCGGCGUCUGGACAAUCAACAGUCACCUGACCCUCGGCGCCGUCCAGCCUGACGUCUAUCUCGACAUGUCACGCGUGUAUUUUGAGAACUUUGGCCGGCCGCUGAACGAGACCAGCUGCAUCGGGCAGAGCUUCUCGUCAGCCACGAACAGCUCGCUGUGGAUUGCGUAUUUCGGGACGCUGAUGCUGAUCGUAAUCUUAUCGAUUACCUGGAGCGUCAUCAUCUACUCUGGCUAUCAAGUCUUCAAGCUUCUCGGGAUCAAGGAGGCCGUCAGCCAGAAGACACGCGCACUGCAGAAAGAGUUAUUCAAGGCCCUGGUUGUUCAGCUCCUCGUCCCUUUGUUUUGCAAUUACCUCCCAUUAACCUGCAUUAAUGGCUCGGCCGUAUUUGGAAUUCCGAUGAACAUUGAGCCAAUGUGCAUCCUGGUCAUGGAAACCAUCAUUCGCUUCAUCUGCUGCCGUAAAGCCCCCGACACGAAGGUGUACACCAGCAGCGGAGGAAAUGCCUUUACAAGGCGGCGGACCUCAAGCAACAAAGUAUCCGAAGGCAAUCAGGGCACUACCACUCGGACUUCCGUGGCCGAUGCUCAGAUCGAGAUCAGCAUCUCGAAGAUA